Molecule: messenger RNA, 2666 nt
Organism: Bactrocera oleae (olive fruit fly)
Lineage: Eukaryota; Metazoa; Arthropoda; Insecta; Diptera; Tephritidae
Gene: mtDNA-helicase
Product: mitochondrial DNA helicase
Biological process (GO): mitochondrial DNA replication
Cellular component (GO): mitochondrion
Molecular function (GO): single-stranded DNA binding; 5'-3' DNA helicase activity; ATP binding
Source: RefSeq, a predicted model, not a curated record
AAUUAUUAUUUUCGCAUUAAAAAAAGUUGCUGUAACCAUAUAUUUUGGUUUUCUUUAAAUUCAUAUAAUUUUUUUAAGUCUUAUUUAUUAAAAAUACAAGAAAUACAGAAAUUUAUAAUUUCAUUUGCCAUUUGAACUAUUCAUCAUCAGUAAAAGUGAGCUAAAAUAUGUAAAGCCAAACUUGGCAGCAUUGAAGGUAGAAGUUAUACCAGAGAAGAACUUAGAACUAUACCACAUAUCCGCAGCCGCAUGUUGUUGUUGCAGCUGCAUUAUCUCCUGCGCCAUUUCAACUCGACAACUUUGUUGUUGCUUUCAGAUGUAAACCUUUAGACAAGAAAGCUUAAAAAUUACCAAUCAAAGACAGCUUAUAAUGCUUGAAUAAUAUAUAAGAUCUUGAUUAAUUAUGUAGAUAUACAUUUUAUUUGAAAACAAAAAUUCAUUUUAUGUAUGUUUAUAAUGAAUUUCAAAACAAAAGCGUUUCGAAUAUACAAGAAUAUAAAUCUAAAAUUAUCACAUUUGGAUUUAUUAAAUACUUAACAAUUUUAAUUCGUUACUGAUUUGCUUUUUUAAAAUAAUCCAAUACAUAUUGAUUAAUAACUUAAAUAAUCUAAUUGAAUUAUUGGAUUAUCUAUUUAUUAUUUUUUUUUUAUUUGAGCAACUCAUUUGGUUUGUUUUCGACUACUGAAACUGAAACUUAUCGUUUUUAAUACAUGUUUAAAUUGAUUACAAAAUAAAUGUAUGGCUGUUAUCGAUAAACUGUACCGGCCAAAACCUCGAGGCUUUUUGUUUAGAAAAGUUGCAAAGUAUUUGUUUUAUGUGAAAAACAUUAAAAAAUGUUAACUUUAUUAAAUAGAAGGCUGAGGUUUUGCAUAAGAUACAACUUAGUUAAGAACUACGUCUUACCGACGAGUACUGACAAUACUGUAGACCCAAAGGUUAUGUACGAAUUAAAGAAACAUUUAAGGAAUCAACGGCUUAAUUUUAAAGAUGGUCCAACAUGCCUACUUAUAGAAUGUCAUUUAUGCAACAACAUGUCUGGAAGUGAAGCAUUUGUCUCUUCCUGUGCCCAAACUGUAACCUCGAGAAAAAUGUGACAGACAUUCUUCAUUUAUACGAGAAAAAUUGCAAAGGUGAUGCGAAGUGCAGAGAUGUGGAAUAUGAAAGUAAAUUUACGAACUUACAGCCAGUUUCACAAAGUGUUUGUGACAAGCUUGGAAUGAGAGGCCUUCAGUCUUCAGACUUUGUGCACUUAGGAGCACAAUAUGAACCUAAUAUAAAUUGCUUACGUUUCCCCAUAAAAAAUGUAGCUAAUAAAGUUGUUGGAGAGAAAAUUCUUUACUUGUCCGAUAGGAGAGAGGAAACAGUAGAAAAUUAUAACCACUCUGGUUUGCUAUUGUCUAAUGCUCCACACAAAUUUUCGCGAGUGGUUUUAGUGUCUAAUCUUAUGGACUUCAUCAUUUUAUCGAUCCAGCGUUUGAGUAACACAUCAAUUGCAUGUUUGCCCUAUGGUUUGAAAUCUCUUCCUCAGGAAUGCCUUCCAUGCCUUGAAAAAUUUAAAGAAGUAGUUUUUUGGUUUAAUUUCGAGACAACGGACUGGGAUGCUGCAAAGAAUUUUGCCAAGAAACUGGAAGAAAAACGUUGUUUUUUUAUUAGACCCACUGACACAGAGCCUGCUCCAUUUGAAGCUCAUAAAAAACGGUUUAAUUUACAGCAUAUUCUAAACAAAGCCACGUCAAUGUGCCACAAAUCUAUAACUACGUUCAGCGCCCUUAAAAAUGAUAUCCUCAGUGAGCUGCAAAACAUAGAAAAAGUCAAUGGAGUAAAAUGGAAACGAUAUCCCAUAUUGAAUAAAAUACUGAAAGGCCACAGAAAGGGAGAAUUAACAAUCUUAACAGGGCCUACUGGCAGUGGAAAAACAACCUUUAUGAGUGAAUACUCGUUGGACUUAGCUUUACAAGGAGUUUCAACUUUAUGGGGAUCUUUUGAGAUACGCAACUGUCGUCUAGCAGCUACAUUAUUACGUCAGUAUGUUGGUUAUUCGCUUGAGGAUAAACUUAACGAGUUUGAAUAUUGGACUAGUGAAUUUGAAAGAUAUCCCUUAUAUUUUAUGACUUUUCAUGGACAACAACCGCUUAAAUUAGUAAUGGAGGCGGUCGAACAUGCCCAGUAUAUUCAUGACAUUAGCCAUGUUAUUAUAGAUAAUCUUCAAUUUAUGAUGGGCAUGUCAAUCGCACAGAAAAGCGAUAAAUUCUGGGAACAAGAUUCGAUUAUAUCUGCCUUCCGUUCCUUUGCCACGAAGAAUAAUGUUCAUGUAACAUUAGUUAUGCAUCCGCGCAAAGAACGUGCAGACGAAGAUCUUACCACAAGUUCGGUGUUUGGAACAGCUAAAGCUACACAAGAAGCGGACAACGUCCUUAUUAUCCAAGAUAAGCGUCUAACAUCUCUUCGAGGGAAAAAAUAUUUGCAAAUUGUAAAAAAUCGAUAUAGCGGGGACUUGGGAAUUAUGCCUCUGGAAUUCGAUAAAGAAUCCCUCAGUUAUUCUACGUCAAAUAAAAAGAAGAAAACUAGUAAUUCUUAACUAAAUCUAUUAACAUUACAAAAAUUAUGUUAAGCUCUAAAUGUACAUUUUUUGUAAACAUUAAAGCGUGUAAUAUAUACAUUUGUUC